Messenger RNA from Trichobilharzia regenti, 736 nucleotides. Lineage: Eukaryota; Metazoa; Platyhelminthes; Trematoda; Strigeidida; Schistosomatidae. The record is from the annotation of a GenBank genome assembly.
ACCCUUUUUUCCUUCACGACCAAGGCGCAACCCAUGAAAAUUUUCUCGUACAUGAAUUUCAGGAAUAAAACAUCCAAUGGUGUCCCACACCUGAUUAUUGGCAAUGAUACAAUCGAAGAAGAUCAAGAAAAAGCAGAAGCAAUGGCAAACUACUUCUCCCAAGUCUUCACUCAGGAGUCAUCACUCCCUACAGGAUCAGCUCUGGCUGCAUCAGAGGAAUACGGGAUAGAUUCCGUUGACAUCGACCAAGGCACUGUGCUCAACUUCUUAAUGAAACUAGAUGCAGGAAAAUCAAUGGGUCCUGACAGUCUUCAUCCAAGGCUUCUCAAGGAGCUAUCAGCCCACAUAGCCGGCCCCUUGACCACGAUCUUCAAGCUCUCUCCAAAAUGGAGUGUUGCCACGUGAUUGGAAAGACACCAUAGUAACCCCCAUACACAAAGGAGGAUCAAGACAAAGCCCUUCAAAUUACAGGCCUAUCAGUCUCACCAGCACUUUAAUCAAGACACUGGAAAUAAUUAUCAAGAAAAGCGUCAUGGUAUAUCUGGAAAAUAGCAGCUUGUUAUCUGGAGCACAGCAUGGCUUCCGGAGGAACCUCUCAUGCCUGUCAAAUCUCCUCACUGCAAGAGAAAGCUGUGUCAAAUCAAAAGACAACAGAAGACCCGUUGACGUCGUCUUCAUAGACUUCAGUAAAGCCUUUUGUCAAUCACGUCUCAUAGACCGUUAAUGCCCAGCUCUC